Megalobrama amblycephala (Wuchang bream) is the source of this 2182-nucleotide messenger RNA. Its product is annotated as serine-rich and transmembrane domain-containing protein 1. The coding region runs from base 1151 to 1480 and encodes 109 amino acids. The record is from RefSeq and is a predicted model, not a curated record. The transcript is spliced from 2 exons. Gene Ontology annotation, cellular component: intracellular membrane-bounded organelle. NCBI's taxonomy places the organism in Eukaryota, Metazoa, Chordata, Actinopteri, Cypriniformes, Xenocyprididae.
AGUUAUUACUAUAGUAACCUCAUGUAACAUGUAACAAUAAAGUGUUACCCAAUAGAUUUGUUAAAGUAUUAUUAAUCUUUGCUAAAGUUAGUCAAUAAAAAUCUAUAUUAGUUCAUGGUAGCUCAGAUCCUUUAAACAAUGUUAAGAAAUAUAGCAUUUGAUUUUAAUAAAUGUAGAAACUAAAUGAAGAUUAUUAGAUGCUUUAGAAAUUUUUUUCAUUGCUAUUUCAUGUUAACUACUGUAGUUAAAGCUGAGACCUUAUUGUAAAGUGUUACCUUAAACUGUUCUUCGCACUAAGAAAAAAAAUGGUUCUUUUAAGAACUGUUCAAUGAAAUAUUCUUUUUAGAAAGCUAAAUAUGGUUCAUCUAUGGCAUACCCCUUUUUAGAACCUUUAAUUUUAAGACUAGGCUAAUCAUUUAUAAAUUCAACAAAACCCCUCAUGCUUAAUUCACAAAGCAGAACAGCCCUUUCAUACAAUAUAUGAGCCGUGAUGUCGCCUGGCUAAAGGUGUCAUCGAGUGUUCAUUACAUCUGAGAGUAACGCCACAAAGACGGCUUCAAGAGGCCUCUCAGCUCAUGAUGCUGAUGAGGGCGGUGAUUAGCUCUGUCAGAUAUGAAUGACUGAGCAAGGCACCAUGGGACAAGACAAGACAGAAGCCUGUCAUCUAGUCUAAGCUGCUGAGCUGAGUAAUAUCACUGAGAUAAUCAAAUCCCAUUUACAACAAUUAAGGCGAGAAUGAUCGUACCAUCUUUUAUGAGUUAACUGAGACAUCUUUUUCGUCUUUAAUUGAAACAUAAAUCAGCUGCUAAAGAAACCGAGAAGAUGUCAAUGAGAUGAGAAGGGGAAUAAGACAGGGAGAGAGAUGAUAGGAAUGAAACGGAGAGGGAGGGGGAUUCAGAGUACAACAGCUGGACAGACGAUAUCCAGCCCACUUUUGAGAAUCAGUCCACCAGACCGAGCGCAUUCAGAUCCGCUGCUUCCUCUUUCACUCAGUACAAACACAAGUGGCAUCUAUUUCGGCGUGUGCUAUAGCUUAAGGAAUCCCAUAAGGAAUUCACUCCAGGACCAUGAGAUGAGCGUGACGGGUAGCUGUGUGAUUUAGUGCCGACGACUCUUUUUUGCAUCAGAAAGAUUCCCAAAUCCAUCAGAUAUGUCUGGAAUGGAUGGGUCAGUGGAGGAGAUAAAUGGUACGGAAGUGAGCAGCGAGAGUUUCCUGAGGUUCAGCCCUACAUCUGUUUCUACCGGGGCGGCCGCUGUCUCAUAUGGACGAACUGCCAAUGUUUACAUCUAUGUCUCCAUCUUCCUCAGCUUGCUGCUUUUCCUGCUUACCCUGUUGAUCAUUGCUCUCCACAGGCUGAAGAACAUCAUAUCCUCUAGUUCUUCAUACCCAGAAUGCAGCAGUGAGGCCGGGAGCUCCUUCACUAACAUGGAGAUCUGCAGCGUUUCCUCACAGAGAUCAACGGUGUCAUCGCUGUCCUGACAGCAGAGAGAGACUGAAUGAUCACACACAUCUCUCAAUGUACUGAUAUUCUAGAAAUGUAGAGAUAUUUUAGAGGUAGUUUGUUGUAUAAUUAAAUAUUUAUCAUUAUUAUCAGUGUCAUAAUCAGUAUCAUUAUUAAGUUUUGGGUUUUAUACAUUAAAUAAUUCUGUCAACAGUGUAAAACAACUGUGUAAAAUAACUCCAUUUGAGACCGACAGAAGAUCCUCCAGAUGGAUUGUACUGAUUCAUUAUCAUAAAGGCCUUGUAUUUCGAUUUUGGAAAAAUGUUAAUGACUUCUAUAUGUUAAUUACAUUAUGUACAUAAUGAACUGUAAAUAGAAAAGCUGUCAUACUGUCUCUCAUAUUUAAAAAUUAUAUUUGACAAUAUGAUUACACUUACAUACAUAAAUAUUAUAUCCUUUAAUACAUAGAUAAGAUAUAGAAUGCAACAUGUCAUCUCUUGAAAGCCUUGAAUAAAAUCUGAUUUGCUCAUAAAAUAUGCUUAAGAAACAUGUCUUUAAUCCACCAUGCAUCAGUAAAAAAAAAAUGCAUAGCACUAUAAUAAAUAUGCCCCCAAUGUCAUUUUGAUCCCCCUCUACAAAAAAGUGGAUUACUCAGUAAAUAUUCAUCAAUAUUUUGGCUUUCAUCACUAUUUAUGUUUGUCUUUGUACAGAAAAAAAUAUUAGUAAAAUCAAACAUUUGC